This is a messenger RNA of Nerophis ophidion (straightnose pipefish), 3292 nucleotides long. It is a transcript of the gene txndc11, whose product is annotated as thioredoxin domain containing 11. The transcript is spliced from 13 exons. The record is from RefSeq and is a predicted model, not a curated record. Bases 222 to 2639 code for a protein of 805 amino acids. NCBI's taxonomy places the organism in Eukaryota, Metazoa, Chordata, Actinopteri, Syngnathiformes, Syngnathidae.
UGUUGCGGAAGUGACUAGUCUACGUGUUGGAAGAAGGUUGGUGGGGACCGUGUUUGACUACUUGUCCACGCCGUCCACGCUGCUGUCUAACCCGGCCCAGGACUCCGUGUCCGGUUCAAAGCCUCCGCUACCUCCCACCCCACCGACGUCAGGCGAAUGGAAACGCCGUUGAGCCGCUGCCGGGGCGUAUAAAUGGGACGAGGAGCCGCCGACGGGCUGUAAUGCUGCGGCGCGCUCGGCGGGGUCUCCGGCAGGUGCUGAGUCUGAUGGCCCGGAGACCAGAACUCCUUUGCGGGGCCAUCGUGCUCGGAGUUCUGCUAGUGUUGGCCGUCAAGAUGACAUGCAGUCGUGCCAAAAAUGUUGUGGCAGCAGCUCGCCCGCCCCUGCGCUUCUUCUCCACUGAAUCCCCAGUCAUAGACCUCUACAUGGGCCAGCUGGACUCUGUGGAGCGACUCAGGAGCAUGGCCGAGGUGUCUUUUGUUUUCUUCUAUGCGCCCUGGUGUGCCCACUCCAUGGCCGCCAGACAAGAAGUGCAGCUGGUGGCGAAGAAGCUGGCCAAACAGGUGCAGUUUGUGGCCAUAAACUGCUGGUGGAGUAAAGGCAAGUGCAGGAAGCAGAAGCACAUUUACCAGUAUCCCAUCAUCCAGCUCUUCUACCGACGAUUUGGACCCAUCGAGUACAGAGGUCCAUUUGUGGCCGCCUACGUGCAAAGUUUCAUCCUUCGGGUCAUCACGCCUCUUACUUAUCUCCCGACCAGAGAAACGCUGCAAGAGUUCCUCUCCUGGCACGAGUCACGAGUGGUGGGUUUCUUCGACUUCAACUCCUCCCCUCAGCCGCCAGGCUAUGUCACAUAUCUGACCUCUGCUCUGGAGGCCCUAAAAAGAGAUUUUCGGGGCACGGUGCGAUUUGGGGUGGUGACCAACAGACAGGUGGCCGGUGCCAUCUCAAUGAAGGAGGAUGAAAGUAUUUACCUCCACAGAAGAUUCAACACUUCUUUGAUUUUCCCAAGGAGGGACCGUAACCUGACCACGCAGGCUGUCUGCAAUUGGGUGUUUGAGCACCGUGAGAGCGUCCUGCAGUGGCUGCAGCCUCCAGGUACCAAGUCUUACCUGCUGGAACAGGAGCUAAGCAAAGGUGCCGCACUGCUGCUCUUUCUGCCGCACAAUCCGCUCGACGCCAAGCCAGACGGCCUCCUACAGCAGGUAGCAGACCUGGCUCUGCGCUAUCAUUCCUGUGACUCCACGCUGAAUCAAGGCUCCAGCUGGCCAUGUUGCCAGUGUAUAAUUGUCCCUAACGCCAGUGUGUUGUGUGACGUGUGCUCACUCCACUCCACGCCUCUAGGGGGAGCCACACUAAAACACUGCUGCCAUGAUGACCGAGCGCCUCUGACAUGCAGCAGCUUCCAGCUGAGCUACAGCCCAAUGAACAAACACAGUGCCUGCUGCAGAAAAGUACCUCAGCUCCACAAAACCAAAGAAGUAUCCAGAAGUUCCUCGUCCAAAGACGACAACCUCACGGGGCUCCGCUGUCAGACCAACAGGACGCUCAGGUUCUACCUGCUGGACGUCGACCAGAAUUGGCCCCUGGCCGUACGGCUCGGAGCGGAGCUCCACAGGAACAGGAGCAUUGAGCAUGGCCACCAGGGGACUGGAGAGCAAGGUGACGGCUCGUUUGCGGCCAUAGUCAACCUGAAGGACGAGGUUCAUUAUGUGCUCCAGCGAAACCGUGCCGACAGCCUGACUGAGUCUUUAGAAGCCUUCAUCAGGAAUUUCAGCUCCCCCUACAGCCUCCUGCAGAGACACCUGCUGGGAGAGGACCAGAGGGGAGGCGCAGCUACAAAGCCUGAUGAGUCUGAGCCUCCAAGGACGCUCAUCACCGAGCUGACCACCUCCUCCUUCCUGCCUUGUGUCAUGAACCUCCAUAAGGAUGUGCUGCUCUUCUACUACACUCAGUGGUGCGGAUUCUGCUCCGUCCUCAACCACGUCCUCAUCCAGCUGGCCAGAUUACUGCAGCGCAACAGCAACGUCACUGUGGCCAGGGUGAACGUUGCACGUAACGACCUUCCGUGGGAGUUCAUGGCGGAUCGAGUUCCCUCCAUUCUUUUCUUUCCCCGAUACAGGAAACAUGAAAGCAGGAAGUUUCCAGAUGAUCUUCCCAUCACGCUUCCAAACCUCCUUCGCUUCAUCCUGAAGCAUUCCGGCCCGCCGCCCGACACGGAGGAGCCUUCAGCGCCACGCCGCGAGGAUGACGCGUCACGACCCGACGGUGUCCUACGUGCGGAGUUAACCGCCCUCCAGGAGGAGGUACGGACGCUGCACCGCGCCCGCGAGCUUCUUUCCCAGCAACUGGCACAGCUGUGGCGCGACAACCGCCGGCUAAAGUUCGACACCAGCAACCUCCAAGCGCAGAACGCCGAGCUGCAGCAGGCGAGACGGAGCUUGGAGGAGCAGCACCAGGAGAAGAGCCGGCAGCUGGGCGAGGCAGUGAGGCGACUGCAGGAGCUGGCGGACGCCUCGGAGAACUUGCUUAGCGAAAACACGCUGCUGAGGGUCCUGCUGAAGACCCUCAGAGACACCGCCGAGGCGAAGGAGCAGGAAGGAGAUGCUUCCAUGCCAAGAGGAAGCCAUUUAGCAAGCUGACGGUUGCUAGGGGCGACGGGAGCUCCAAGAAAUGAAGGAAUGAAGCAGCAUGAAUAUGUGGGGAAGCCUGGCUAGUUUGAUCGCAGAACUCAACAAAGUGUUGGAUAGAAGUGGCCAUAUUUGCGGAAGAAUUAUAAUAUCACAACAACAGCAAGGUCCCACACAAUUUACACAUUAUUCUAAUAAACACUCAAAAAUGAACACAAUUGUUUAAUUUACUGAAUUAUCAAAUAUCCAACUACUGUACGUUUGUAAUGUGCAGUUAUUAAGUUAGAAGGAAUGACUGGUCCAAAAUGAUGUGAUAUUUGUGAGCACUAGCACACAACAAAAAGACAAAAACAACCUUUGGAGGAGGUUAGGACUUUAGUGCCAACAAUGCUGCUCCUGUUUUCGUCCUCACUACUCUACAAUAAAGACAUUUUUUUUUGUAACCACAGCAAACGCACGUGGGCUAGUACAUUUUUAAAGACGUGAACAAAAAAAAAAACAUUCUAAAGAUGAUCCACUGAUGUUGUGAAGCCUGAACCUAUUUUUACAUGAUGCAUUUAAUCACUAAUAAAUUACAUUUCUAAUGAUUCAGGUAUGGAAAUGCUGCAAUUGUUUACAUGUGAAAUGUUGCAACACUUUUUACGUAUUAAAUUUCUUUAUCUAUA